AUGAGUGACACAGCAUCGACCGAUGGUACUGGUGCGUCGGGAUCACAGCCAGAAUAUAAUUUCUAUUUCUUUACAACCAAGAAGAACACACGGGGACCUUGUCGGCAGUUGAAGACGGCGAAGGUCACCCGAGUGACCAACAAUCGUAUUAGCAUCGAAUAUGACGUGCGGCGUCGGGCUGCACCAAUGGCUAAAUUGCAUAGCUCUUUGGCCCACGACGUUGGUCACGUCGUUUGGACCUAUUGCCCUAUGCAAUGGAAGUCUUGGAAGGUCAUGCCUGAUGAGAUGCGGACGAAGGUGCUCGGACAGUUGUCGACAAACUACAAUUUAGAGGACCUCGAUGACGAGUCGGUCGCUCUUCAGGAGGGUUGCCCGAAGGAGCUGGAGGGGCGGGAGGAUAGCUGGGCAUGGCUCUGCAGUCAUUUCCAGGAGUCUGAUUAUGCGAAGGCGGCGAAAGCAAAUAAGGGCAAUAGGAACAAGAAGACGCUUCUCCACCAUUUAGGUUCUAGGCCAUUCUCAUAUAGGAUGGAGGCACGGUGGCGGGGAAUCAACGUCUUUGGCGACGUUUAUGUUCGAGCUGGCAAUGAGUUGGCGAAGUCCCUUCAUAGGAGCCAGAUGGUUCUUCAUGAGUCCGCCUCUCAGCUUCCUCCUGACACUCCACUCGGGUCUGUGGAUCCUGCACAGGAUGCGGGGUUUCAGACCCUGACCGAGACAUUGGAUCAAACUCUUCAGAGGAGGCCAGGGACAUAUUGUCGCGGGAUGGGGAAUGCCAGGCGGAGGGAACCUGUAGGCCCUUCAUCGUCGCAGUCAAACCAAGUGACUGCUUUGACUGCAGAGGUGGCCGAGCUGAAGACCCAACUCGCCUCGUAUAGUACCCAGAUGGCACAAAUGUCACAGCUUCUAGCAUCGAUCGUUCGGUCUGGCAUUCCAGCUCCAACUAUUGGUCCCUCAUCCACCUCCGACUCUAUCCAGCCCAAGCAUGGCCACCAUACCUCCGAGCAUGGCGACAAGACCUCUGCCCCUAUCGACCAUGUCCAGACUUCGGAGCCGCAUUUCCAAAAUGACGACAUAGAUUUUGGAACAUUAUUUUGA
Prunus armeniaca (apricot) is the source of this 1092-nucleotide messenger RNA. The record is from the annotation of a GenBank genome assembly. NCBI's taxonomy places the organism in Eukaryota, Viridiplantae, Streptophyta, Magnoliopsida, Rosales, Rosaceae.